CUGUACAGUAGAUCAGAUAACUAGUGAAAUGAAUUCCAGUUGAGAAGAUCUGAUGCGUAUAAACCAAAUAAAUGAAUUAAUAUCUGGUAUUCGACGAGUUGUUCAAGGGAAUGUUGACUUUCGGAUAGUUUACUGGACUGCAGCCGUUAUCAAUUUCAUUAGCUUACAUUUCUUAAGAGCAUUUAUAAUGUCCACUGAUUGUUCCUCAGAAUACGACCAAUUAGAAUGCAAAUCUGUUGUAUCAACAGACGUUUGUAUGAGAACAGAUAAUCAAAUAGUUGAAAAACUCGUCCCAAAUAUGACAAAUCCAUAUAAUGAAAUGAAACACCCAGGAUUAACGCCUUCAAUAACGGCUUAUCGAUGGAUUACAUCGCAACCAAUUUUAACAAAAAGUGUAUUUAGUAAAAUUGAAUCUGCAACUAUGGCACAAUGGCUAAGUGUUAGUACAACAGAUGAUUGGUUAAUGCAUAUCCCGAAAUGUUCAAUAGAAAGAUAUGAUAAGAAUUCUUUUAAGAAGUGGAAAGCUGAUUAUCUAAAACAACCACGUUCACUUGAUCAAAACAGAUUCACUACAUUAUAUUCAACUAGUUAUGAAGCCAAGCAGUUGGAUGAGCGAACAAAGAGUAGGCCUACAUCUGCUAAUCGCCGAAAUAAGCCACAGCCGUCAAGACUCUUCCUUACUUUUCAUUUACAUAAAUUGCCUAAAAACCAAGAAAAGGAUACACGAAAAGAGAUAUGAACUACUAUUCAAAUAAAUUCAUUUCACGGCAAAUUUAUGGUCAUUUCACACGCACAAAUCACAGAUUCUGUCCACUAAAUUUUGCUAACACGAUAUAACAUCUAAUUCCAAAUAGUUUGCUAAUGAUUCUAUCGAUUUAUACAAAAAAUUAUUUGCUGACAUAACAAGAAUUUACCAAUCUAUUCACGUAUAAAUCCACCAGUUAUUUUUUCCCACAUUCCACCCUUUUUAAUAUCCUACUAAUCAAAAUUAAUGUAGUGAAAAAUGAAAUACCCAUGUAACUAUUAGAAAAUGUUUUGUGAUAAAUGUUCUGUUUGUAGUUCUAUAAAAUUAGUUAUACUAAAAUUUAC
This is a messenger RNA of Schistosoma guineensis, 1089 nucleotides long. The record is from the annotation of a GenBank genome assembly. Lineage: Eukaryota; Metazoa; Platyhelminthes; Trematoda; Strigeidida; Schistosomatidae.